Molecule: messenger RNA, 1977 nt
Organism: Etheostoma spectabile (orangethroat darter)
Lineage: Eukaryota; Metazoa; Chordata; Actinopteri; Perciformes; Percidae
Product: fascin-2
Exons: 5
Coding region: 269-1744 (491 amino acids)
Biological process (GO): cell migration; establishment or maintenance of cell polarity; actin filament bundle assembly
Cellular component (GO): cytoplasm; actin cytoskeleton
Molecular function (GO): protein-macromolecule adaptor activity; actin filament binding
Source: RefSeq, a predicted model, not a curated record
UUUAAUCCUAACUCAUUAAGGAACGGAGAGCAAGUGCCUGUGCAAACCCUCUGGGGAACGAGAGAAAGUGACGGGAGAAGGAAGGGACACGACAAUCCAUCAAAGGAGAUAAGUUGAGCUAAUUUACAGCUUGAGAGUCAGAAGAGGGGAGAAAUCAAGCAUUUUAUUUUUGCUUUUCAGUUGUUUCAUGCCUGCUUUUCCCCAUUACCCUUUCCCUUAUUUGUACUAAACUUCUUUACUUGCAAUCUUAACUUGGGCCUGUUCAAGCAUGCCCACAAACGGAAUUAACAGGGCCCUGAAGCUACAGUUUGGCCUCAUCAACUAUGAGAACCGUUACCUGACAGCCGAGGCCUUCGGCUUCAAGGUGAAUGCCUCAGGUGUCAGCAUGAAGAAGAAACAGAUCUGGACCUUAGAGCAGGACGAGCAAGAUGGCCAAGUAGUGUUCCUUCGCAGCCACUUGGGACGUUAUCUGGCCUCUGACAAAGAUGGAAAGAUUGCAUGUGGGGCAGAGAAGCCUGACCCUGACUGCCGUUUCCUUAUUGUGCCUCAAUCUGAUGGUCGCUGGGCACUGCAGUCAGAGCUUUACCUGCGUUACUUUGGUGGAUCGGCUGACUACCUAUCGUGCUUUGCCCAAGCCAUUGGGGAACAAGAGCUGUGGGCCGUCCAUUUGGCUUUACAUCCGCAGGCCAGCCUGCUCAGUGUGGCACGUAAGCGCUAUGCCCAUCUGUCUUCCUCAGAUGGAGAGAUCUCUGUAGACAGCAAUAUUCCCUGGGGAGUGGACUCCCUGGUCACCUUGGUAUACCUUGAUGGCAAGUACAGCCUGAAGACCUGUGACAGCCGUUUCCUCAGCAAUGAUGGCAAACUGGUAAAGGAGAACACCAAUAGUACUAGCUUCACACUGGAGCUGAAAUCCGGAAAGCUGGCUUUUAAGGACUGUGAUGGGAAAUAUCUGACCCCAGUAGGUCCAACAGGGACACUGCGAUCUGGCCGAUGUUCCAAGCCUGGAAAAGAUGAGCUGUUUGAUCUUGAGGAGAGUCAUCCACAAGUAGUUUUUCAAGCCGCCAAUAAAAGAUUUGUCUCUGUCAAACAAGGAGUGAGUAUUUCAGCCAAUCAGGAUGUGGAGACAGACAUGGAGACCUUCCAGAUGGAGAUUGAUAAGGAGAGCAAAAAGGCUAUGUUCAGGACCAAUGGUGGAUCCUACUGGACUUUAGUGACUCAUGGAGAGAUCCAGUCCACUGCCACAGAAGUAGAAGUGAAUACAAUGUUUGACAUUGAGUGGCGAGGACAGAGGGUGGCACUCAAAGCAAGUAAUGGAAAGUAUGUUUGUACAAAGAAGAAUGGGCAGCUCUCAGCAGUCAGCGACGCAGUGGGUGAUGAUGAAUUAUUCCUGAUGAAACUCAUCAACCGCCCUAUGUUGAUUCUUCGUGGAGAGAAUGGCUUUGUGUGUCACCACAAGAACUCCAACACUCUGAACGCAAAUCGAUCUGUCUAUGACAUUUUCACAUUGAUCUUCAAUGAUGGCGCCUACAAUGUAAAAAGUGUCAAUGGAAAGUUCUGGUACAUCUCUAGCAGUGGCCUAGUGUGCACAGAUGGAGAAAAGCCAGAGGACUUUUUCCUUGAGUUCCUGGAACAUGGACGUGUCGCCAUCAAGGGGACUGAUGGCAAGUACCUUCGUGGAGACCAGGGAGGUACACUUAUGGGUCAUGGCACAACCGUUGAUGUAUCUUCUCUUUGGGAGUAUUGAUCCCUUUCAAUCAAGGUCCUCAAAGAGGGAGCAAGAGGGCGGGGUGCAAGACCCACUUUUAUCAAAUGAAGCAGACUGACAGGGUAAAAAAAAAUCUGCCUGUUUUUAUACUAGCUGCCUGAGCCCAUGUUUUUCUUUUAGUUUUUUUCAAAAAGAGAACACUUUAGGAAGAUAUGUUUGGUUUUAAUUGUACAUGUUACAUUUUUUUGUCUUUUAAAUAACAAUGCCAACAU